GAAAUCAGCAGUCCGCCCCCUCCGACGGAGAAGAAAAGAGCACCGACAUUCACGCUCGAGAGUUUCCCCUCGUUCAAGAUAAACCCGAUUCCAAUUCCAAAUUGGUUGCGUCCGCAGCGGAAGGCGACUGUGUCGAACGACGGCGACUUCAUGCAGAUGCUGUGAUCUCCCUCGCCCGGAAAGGGUCUGGAGGAAGUGGAUUCGACGGGUUGUCCGUAUUUUUGUCUUGUAUUUUCCCACUGCUUAUUUUCCUGCUGGUAUUUGUCAAGUUGAAGAAAUGUCAACAUCCAUGUAUUCUGACCGCCGGUUUUGUUCAGUCCCAUCUGUUUUUGGCCGGCAUGUGAUGGAAAUAUUUGUCAAUCAUCGGCAUGCAAUGAUUAUUCCCGAGAACAAACCAGGACUCCCGGCCCGGGGGUUGCACGUGUCAAGGCCGGGCCGAGAUUCACGAGGACAUCUGCCACAUCUGAACUCGCGGCCGCCACCGUAUCCACCAGAGCUGGUGGGACGGCCCGAUGUCGUAGCCGGGCAGAGGAGAAUUGCGCAAGGAAUCCCAUUGGCAAUGCGAGCCGGUCUGAUGUUGGUGGAGCUGGCCGGGGUCCCGGCUUGCGGCCGGCCCCGUCACACGGAGACCGCACUCCAUCUCGGGUGCUUGAGAAAGGGAAAGGGGACAUUUGGGAGACUUUAUCAUCUCCGCCGCUCGCUUGUGCAAGUGCUGUGGCUCAGUAAUAGGGCUGGGCCCGCGACGGGUCUGAAACUCGACGAAAUUAACCUGAUGUCGAAGCGAGUCCGGCCUCGUGAGAAAUUGCCGAAUCGGCUGGAGGUGCCUGUUUAUUCCUGGGGUCAGCACGCCAUUGCCCACAGUCGCCCAGCUUCAUUACGUGUGAUGUGUGCCUAUGCAAACCUGUGUUGCCAUACGGAUGUUUCCGCUUCGAGUUUGGGAUCGUGAGUUGCAUGAUCAACGGCCCUGGUCUGGUGCAGAAUCACUAGGGGCGAGAAACGAAGGAGCAGUUCCACAGAAACAAGCUCUCGGUAAUCACUGGAUUAAUGUUCGCUAAAGACUUUGAACGUGCA
Lasiosphaeria miniovina is the source of this 1071-nucleotide messenger RNA. RefSeq lists its product as uncharacterized. Lineage: Eukaryota; Fungi; Ascomycota; Sordariomycetes; Sordariales; Lasiosphaeriaceae. The coding region runs from base 278 to 946 and encodes 222 amino acids. The record is from RefSeq and is a predicted model, not a curated record. The transcript has 2 exons.